AUGACCAAUCAAGAACGCAGUGACGAUGUCGGUGUUGAUGAUAACAACGAUAAUGACGGCGAGGACAAAGAAGCUACUAAAACAGAAAAUAAAGAGAAUCCAAAUCCCGCAUGCAAGAAAAAAUGUAGACAGUGUCGAAGAUGUUCUGGACAUCAAAAUGACUGUCCUGAAUGUAGUAAUGUGGGCAUCUUGUUCAUUACACACGUCAUUGCAGCAGGGAUUGGUGCAGGAAUUUUAUACUUCAUGCAGUUUAUCAGGGAGUAUCGAAGAAAAAGAACCGAAGAACCUAAACCGGAAAGUAAUGAAGGUAUGAUCAACGCAUCUUACGGACACACGAGAGGAACUGACAAUCUACAGAUGUCCACCGUCAGCCAUCAGGAAGAAGGUAUCUACAGUGACGUGGCCGACAAUACUCACUCUAUUGUGUUUGACAAAACCACCUCUAAUUGUUCAACGGGAAGUGCGUUAAACGACAGGAAACACUCCAAACUACCAGAUAUACCUCACGACGCGGAGAGAGACGAAGAGUACUUGCUUCCACAAAAUCCAAAAGAUUCUUUGUUGUCAGAUACACACACUCAUUCUUUAAAAAAACUGAAGACAUCAACAUCAGGUCUGCAGGAGGAACUGCUAUUGAAAGACGUCAAUGAGUUAAAUCAAGAAACAGAACGUGAUAAAAUCCUGCAGGAUACGUUUGUGGCAGAUAGUGGACAUGCCGACUAUUUUGUUCUACAGAAAGCAGAUGAUACAUGUAUGAAUCUCAAGUAAUGAUGCUUUAUACGACGGCAAUAUUUCGUACUUUGUAAAUGUUGAUAUAACUCAUAAGACACACUAUAUCUAAAAUGUCAAAGGACAAUGCCGUGAGUUGUUUCGAGCAUCAUUUAGUCUUUAAGCAAAGCAUUUGUUAAUUUAAGAUGUAUCAAUGACAAAAGGGUAAAAUCAAUUUAAAUUCCAGCAUUCAAUCACAAUUCGCCAAGAAGUGUAGUCAUUCUCAAUAUCAUUUCUGUAUUCGUAUUUCAAAAUCACUUCCGAAGAUUUUGGUGAAUUUUAAUGUUAUUUAAUUUUUGGCAUUUAAAAAGAAGUGGCAUAUCCAUGGUUUUAAAUACUGAACGAACAACGAAGAAUAUUUAAUCCAACAAAAUUUAGUUUCAGUACAAUGGCGCAGCCUCAAAUAUAACGAAACUAGUCGCUGAUUGGUUGGAAGAAGCUUAUCUGCUACAAAACAGCAAAUGUCUGGCCUCCUCAUUCCCCCGACUGGAACCCGUUUUAGAUUUUCAUUUGGGAGAUCUUGAGCACAAAGUAUAAAAAAACCCAGUUCAGAUAAAUUAAACGAACAUUUGCAAAUAUUAGCUGCAAUUAUUUAAAUGUAAAUAGAAAUAUUUGAGCCAUUGUGGUCGGGAACUUCAAGGAGCACAUUGACAUAGUUAUUUCCAAGAAAUGAUGUCAUUUGCAACACUUCUGAAUUUGUAUUAUUUUGUUUGCAUAUUUGCAAUCAUUUGCUUAUUCAUUGUUGAAAUCAUAUGGUUAUCGACAUAUAAGUAAUAAAAUUCAUGAUUUAGUAUAUUUAAACUACGUAAGCAUUUACUGUCUGUAUUCCGUCUUUAAAAAAUCAUCAAUAUACGCUUGAAAUAAUAUAAGAUUCUGUGGAACACACAAGAUAGAAUAAGUCAAAAUCGGAACACUGCGAUGGAAUGAUAGACAACUGAACGAUUAAUUUUUUUUUUCAUAAAUCUUGCUUCAUCAAAUUAUAAGUGUCUGCAAAUUAAGAGGUUCAAUUCAAAAGUAAAGAACAUGUUACAAGAGAUUGAAAUUUUGACUUGAGUAUGAGUUUGUUAAAUGAUCUUGGGGCCUGGACUUUAAUAGAUAAUACGGAAUACCCGUACAACCCCUGAAACGUUCUUCUUUCCCACUUGAACGGUGAGCGAACUGUGAGCGCAUGGUGAACGCAUGCAGAGCGAACGGUGAAUGUACUCAGAGCAAACGCAGAGCGAACGGUGAACGCAAGCAGGGCGAGCACCGAGCGCAAUUUGAUGAACGGUGAGCGAACGCAGAAUGCGAACGGAGCACAAACGCGAACACAUUGUGAACGGUGAUCGCAUGGUGAACACAAUACUAACUAUUCAUUCGGAAUGAUUCGGAUGUUUUCCCUUUGAUUGUACUUUUUCCAUGAUCCGGUAAGAAAAACGAUAUAUAGAUUUAAUCAAUGAAUAAAUGAUCAAAUAUACCAGAAUCUGGAAACUGCAUGUUCUACAGUUAUGAAUACAUUCAGUCUAAACAAAACAUAGUGCAUUUUUGCAAAAGUACCGACUGUAUUUUUGUCAUGAAGGGAUCGCAAAUUUCACAUCAAUUCAAGCAGUAAUCAUGCAGAAACAAAAAGCACAUUUCAUGUGUACAUUGUUUGCGGUAUUACAUGUACACGUACAGAUACAUGUACAUGUAUACAUGGAAAAGCAGAGGAAAUGCAUAUUUCGAAUCAUAUUCUAUAGUAUUUAGAAUGCUUGACCUUUUCCUGAUAAAUCAUGAAUAUUGAUGCGUCAUCUCCGGAUACUAUUACAUUUUGACGAAUAAUACAUGGUAUUUACUUUUUCAAUGCACAGUGUAUGUGAAAAAAAUAAGACUAUAGGCCUACUCUAGUAAUUAGCACUCUAGUAACAUCCAGAAUGUAGAGGUGUUCGUGUAUGGCUUCAAACUUUACGAGCUUGGUCGUUGGGAUAUAUGUAAUUAACAAACCCUCACGAAGUGGGUCAAGAUAUAUGCAUUGAAAAAAAAAACACGGACUGUAUAGGCACCCCAUGCCAACACAUUUACACUCCUAAACUGUAUUUAAAAGUUUUUCGCACCUAAAAUUAAACAUUCAGAUUUGAUGUCAUUCACUUUAUCGGAACUAUAUCUACCCGAAACUAUAAUCUCAGAAUUUAUGUAAGUACAUUUUACAAAAUUCAUUACUAUCGUUAUUAGUGACUGUACAAGAUAUCAGGGCUUACAUCCAGGUUGAGUUAGACAUAAGGCAUUUUAGAAUAUAUAUUAGUCUACAAUAUCUUAUUUCUAAAUCACAAGUUGGUUUACGAUUCUAAUCGUCGAUUUGAAAACAGUAUAACCAAAUAACCGUUAUAUUUCUCCAUAAAUAUCUUUUUCAUUCAAAUACUUGUUUUAUUAAUGUUAAUCAAUCUCCAAUUCGCCCCGGUAAUUCGCUGAUGACUGUUGACAUGUUGUUAAACCCUCCGGGUUAAAUGUAUAUAUAGUCUAUUAUUGUAUUUAUUCAUUAUCAAAAUUGUGAUAUAUAUUUAUAUGAAUUACUUGUGCAUGGGUGAAUAUUUUUUUCUAAUGAUUGUUUAAUAUGUUCUCUAUGUUAUGUUAAUAACGAAUAAGAAAAAUAAAACUUGGUAUUAG
Molecule: messenger RNA, 3390 nt
Organism: Ostrea edulis (European flat oyster)
Lineage: Eukaryota; Metazoa; Mollusca; Bivalvia; Ostreida; Ostreidae
Exons: 5
Coding region: 1-768 (255 amino acids)
Source: RefSeq, a predicted model, not a curated record